Molecule: messenger RNA, 9334 nt
Organism: Nycticebus coucang (slow loris)
Lineage: Eukaryota; Metazoa; Chordata; Mammalia; Primates; Lorisidae
Gene: CNTLN
Product: centlein
Exons: 27
Coding region: 2753-7042 (1429 amino acids)
Biological process (GO): protein localization to organelle; centriole-centriole cohesion
Cellular component (GO): centrosome; centriole
Source: RefSeq, a predicted model, not a curated record
CUUAAUUGCAUUAGACAUUUUUUAUUCAAGUAUCAUUUAGCUUAUUUUUCUGAGUCACAAGCAUUAUAUUAAUAUUCAAUAUUUCAUACAUUACUAGCAAAUAACUAGUACAAGAAAGAAUUUCCUAUGUAUACUUCCAGAAUCGUAUACGUUUCUUUUCUUUAGAAAUUGUCUGCCAAUAAAGAUUUUAUAACUGAACAACAAAAAGACAAAGAACCCAAUGAAUAGUCAACUGACUUAAAUAGGUAUUUUCCCAAAGAAGACAAACAAAUGUACAAUAAGUACAUGAAAAAGUGCUCAAUGUCAUUCAUCAUUGGGGAAAGGCAAACCAUAACCACAAUGAGAUAGCACUUCAAACACGUUAGGAUGGCCAUAAAAAAUAAAGCAAAACAAAAACAGAAAACAAGUGUUGGCUAGGAUCUGAGAAAUUUGAACUCUCAUACACUGCUUAUAGGGAUGUAAAAUGACCAUUGUAUACACUUUAUACACAAAAAAAUUAACAUAGGUUUUUAAAUAGAAACCUGAAUGUUUAUAAUAGCUUUAUUCACAAUAGGCAAAAAGUGGAAAGAAACCAAAUGUCUAUUAACUGAUGAAUAGGUAAACAAAACGUAGUAUAGCUGUACAAUGAAAUACUAUUCAGCUACAAAAAAGAACAAAAGUACUGAUACAUGCCUCAACAUAGGUGAACCUUGAAAACAUUAUGCUAAGUAAUAGAAACUAGACACAAAGGCCACAUUUUGAAUUGUUCCAUUUAUAUGAAAUAUACAAAAUAGGCAAAUAUAUAGACAUAAAGGGGAUUAAUGGCUGCCUGGAGGUUGGGGGAGGAAAAAUGUGGGUCACUAAUGGCCAUGGGAUUUCUAUUUCAAGUGAUGAAAAUGUUCUGGAACUGGGUAGUGGUGACGGUUGCCUAAAAUGGUGAAUGUAGUUAAUGCCAUUGAAUUGUUCUUCAUUUGUUGCCAUUUUAAAUGGCUGUGAUGGUAAAUUUUUACAUUAUGUGUAUUUAACCACAAUAAAGAGAAAAUUUUUAAAAAUUGCCUAAAGAUUCUGGAUAUUAUACUUUUGUGUGGUCAUUUAUACACACAAACACAUACACAAACACACACAUAUAUACACAUAUAUACACGAAUUUCAUGGCCACCCUGUAGUAUUUAUCAUACAUAAUAGAUUUCAUUGCUUUUCAAAAGAAUCUCUCUAUGAUUAGUUGAAAUGAUACCUUUUUGAGUGAAUAACAUAUAGCAAUUAAAAUGUGCAUUUACGUUGAUUUACAGUCAAACAUGGGAAUUUUGUGGUUAGAAUUACCAGUUUUAUGCCUUGUGAAAUUUCACUUGCUAUCUGACCUAAUGCUGUAUUUUUAGUGGAGUAAGGUAGCAAUCAAGGGCACAGGUUUUAGAGAUAAAUGGAGUUCAGUAGAUUCAAAUUUUUUCUUUUCUAAUAAUAGAUCUUCAGGCAAGUUACAAUAACUUCUCAACUCUAUUUCCUCACUAGUAAAAUGGGGAUAAUAAUGUCUAAUUUAAUGUGAUGUAAGAAUUGAAUAUAUGAAUAGUACAUAGCCUGAACUUAGCACGUGGUAAUAUAACAAUAUGAUAGCUACUUCUAAGAGAUGUUUAUUUGCACUUUUUCUAAUGCAAUCCUUUAUUACUUUUGUGAGGUAUUUACUUUCAGUGGGAAGCCCACUCAUCUCACCUGAGUAGGAUUCUAAUUGGGAAGAUGACUUUUGGCAUACUGAGUAGAUUCUGGAGCAGAUACUGUAACUUUGAUUACAUGAAGUCAUUAGUUAGGGGUCACAUUCCUACUUCUACUGUCUGUUAACCCCCGCUUCAGCUCUUUCCAUGUAUUCUGGAACUCUUUCUGCAGAGGACGGCAAAUCUAGCUUUCUGUAAAAUUCUGGUGCCAGUUCAACAUACAUGUCCUAAGAAACACUUAAAUAGCGAAGAGUAUUUUAAGGACAAAGAAAGAGAAGGUUAUGGCCUAUUCAAAGUUUAUGAAGAAACCAAGUAAGAAGCCAGAAAAAAUGAAAGAAUAAAGCAAGUCUUGUUUCCUAAACCACACUUCCAAUUACGAUUUCGAAUGGGUCUAAGGACCCUAACUGUCAGGUAACAUGGUCCUCCUGCUCACUCUGAUUUCCAGCCAAUGAAUAAAACAGCUGACAUAAAACUUCAGGGAAAUCAUGACUCUUGCAAAACAAAAGACAAAGGGUGUACAAGGAUCAUAAUUCAAAUGGGAAGCCUGCUUGAUGGUCCCAACUCAGCACAAGGUUUUCCACUUCUUGACAUCGGUCAGGAGGAUACAGGCUGUAGGCAAAGCAGUAUUGCCAAGAGGUGCAAAGAAAACACUUAAGUUAAAACUUACUCCUUGAUCCUCAAGGAGUUUACAACAGCGCUGAAGAGAUUAGCCGUGUGACUAGCACUCCAGGGCGGUCAAUGAAACGUGACAAACGAGUUGGCAGGGGCCUUGAACGAGGAGGGAUUCACAGUUAAGGAUCAUUUGGAGAGGAGGUGGGGUGGAGGUGGGACUUGUUAAGGCUUAAGAGACGGGGGGGUAAGCUGGGUGGGAUUUGUAAGUGGGAAAUCGAGGCGUUCCUGCGGCAGGACUCAGGCAGAGAAGCUCCGGGUCGGGCCGGGAGGACCAGCCUCACCCCUCACCCACGGCGCUUGCGCAGCCCAACGCUCGCGCCGGGCGCGCGGCCCGCAGGAAGCUGGCCAGAGCCUGCGAACACGAGACCCCGCGUGCUAAGGCGGGAAAAAACUUGCGCAUGCGCAGUUCGGCGCUCCGGGCUCGCCAGGAUGGGGAAGAGAAGGGGGGAGUUUCCAAGAGGGAACUUGACCCGUUAGGAGCCGCGGCCAUGGCGGCGCGCUCGUCGCCUUCACAAUUCCCUCCACCCGCAGGGCGACAGUUAGGCCCCAAGUCCCCACAUGUUGGGCGGGGAGCUGAGGUACAUGCAGUGCGCAGCGAGGCCUCGGGUCUUGUCGGCGCAGCGCGAGAGCCGGUCCGGGACAAAAGUGAUAUAUCCUGGCGGGGCGAAGAAGGGUCAGGGGGCCGGCAAGGGCCAGGGCGGGUAGUUCUGGUUCAUGCUCCCUUCCUCAGCGCGCCCACGGGGUCCUGGCGGCUAGAGGGACUCUCGGUAGAGGAGGCGAUGGCGAGCCGGACGCAGCUGCUGGAGAAAGAGCUGAGCAGUCUAAAGGAGGAGCUGGCCCUGUGUCAGGCUGAUAAAGAAUUUGUAUGGUCUUUGUGGAAGCGUCUCCAGGUGGCAAACCCAGAUCUCACACAUGCAGUCAGUUUGGUUGUGGAAAGAGAAAAACAGAAAUCUGAAGCAAAAGACAGAAAAGUUCUAGAAAUCCUGCAAGUCAAGGAUGCUAAAAUACAAGAAUUGGAACAGAGAGAAUCAUUACUAAAACAGGAAAUAAAUGACCUUGUAAAACGGAAGAUUGCAGUAGAUGAAGAAAAUGCUUUUUUAAGGAAAGAAUUCAGUGUUUUGGAGAAGAAAUUUAAAGAUAAAAGUCAAGAAGUUAAGGACACAAAGGAGUGUGUACAGAAUAAAGAAGAGCAAAACAGACUAGUUAUAAAAAAUCUGCAGGAGGAAAAUGAGAAAUUAAGUACCCGCUGCACUGACUUGCUAAAUGACCUGGAGAAACUGAGGAAGCAAGAAGCACAUUGGAGAAAAGAAAAAUAUAGCAUUGAUGCAAAAAUAAAGGCCUUUGAAGACAGUUUAUUUGAAGCAAAGAAAGAAAUUGAAAUAUCACAGACUAAAUAUAAUGCCUUAUCAUUACAAUUGAAUAAUAAACAGACUGAACUUAUUCAAAAGGAUAUGGAUAUUACCCUGGUCAGGAAGGAACUACAGGAGCUGCAGAAUCUUUACAAACAAAACAGUGCACAUACGGCACAACAAGCAGAGCUGAUCCAGCAGCUUCAGGUUCUCAAUAUGGAUACCCAAAAAGUACUGAGAAAUCAGGAAGAUGUUCACACAGCUGAAAGUAUAUCAUAUCAAAAACUUUACAGUGAAUUACAUAUUUGUUUUGAGACCACAAAAUCAAAUGAAGCUGUGCUUCGGCAGAGUGUUAUUACUCUUCAGGAUCAGCUAUUUCAAAAAGAGCAAGAAAAUGCUAAAUUAAAAGAAAAACUUCAGGAAUCCCAAGGAACAACUUAUCCUUUACCUCAAGACAGUGAUUCAGACCACUCAGCAGAGGUAUCUCAACGGCCAUCCUUAUCGAGCUUAGAAACAUUAAUGGUCUCACAGAAGUCUGAAAUUGAGUAUUUACAGGAGAAACUGAAAAUAGCAAAUGAGAAACUGUCUGAGAACAUAUCUACUAACAAACAUUUUUUAGAGAAAAGCAUCAUGACAAGUGCUAAAGUAAAACACAAGGAACCACCUGUGAAACAUUCAAGGUCUUUGUCCCCAAAGAACUCUUUCACAGACUCAGAGGAGCUAAGGAAGCUGAGAGAAGCUGAAAGAAAGAUUGAAAACUUAGAGAAGGCAGUACAACUAAAGAGCCAAGAAAAUGAUGAGCUAAGAGAUGCCCAUGAAAAACGCAAGGAAAGGCUACAGAUGUUACAGACCAACUACAGAGCAGUAAAAGAGCAAUUAAAACAGUGGGAAGAAGGCAGUGGCAUGAAUGAAAUUAGAAAGAUAAAGAGAGCAGAUCCCAAACAACUUCAACAAGAAGAUUCUGAUGCUGUAUGGAAUGAACUGGCAUAUUUCAAAAGGGAAAACCAGGAGCUAAUGAUUCAAAAGAUGAAUCUUCAAGAAGAAUUGGAUGAACUUAAAGUACAAAUAUCUAUUGAUAAGGCAACAAUACAAGAACUGAAUAGGUGUAUGGCAGAGAAAAAAGAAGAAUAUCUCUUUACAAACAGCGAAGAUGGUGAGGUCAAGAAGAGUACUCCAGAGAAGAAUGGGAAAGAAAUGUUGGAGCAGACAUUACAAAAGGUCAUUGAGUUGGAAAAUCGACUAAAAUCUUUUGAGAAAAGGUCAAGAAGAUUAAAAGAAGGGAAUAAAAAAUUAAUGAAAGAAAAUCAUUUCCUGAAAUCUCUCUUAAAAGAGCAGCAAGAAGAGGCAGAGACUAGAGAAAAAGAGCUAGAACAGCUAGUAAAGGAAAGUAAAGAUGUAGAAAAAGAAAAAACCGAACUUCAAGUAAAAAUCAUUGAGCUGGAGAGAGAAGUCACUUCCUUACGGAGACAAGUGGCAGAAGCUAAUGCAUUGAGAAAUGAAAAUGAAGAGCUCAUGAACCCAGUGGGGAAAUUGCGCCACUUAGCAGACAAAGCUAAAUCUGAGAUGGCCACCAUGCAAGUGAGAUCUGGACAGUCUGAUUGUAAGACAACCACUACCAAGGUUAAAUUUAAAGCUGCCAAGAAAAAGUGCUCUGUGGGUCGUCGCUACACUAUUCUCAAUCACUCCAUCAAGGUCAUGAGCAAUGUGUUUGAGAACCUCAGCAAGGACAGCUGGGAGGAUGUGAGUGAAAGCAGCAGUGAUUCUGAAGCACAGACCUCUCAAAAUUUGGGAACAAUUAUUAUAGAAACAUCCCAGAAAGUAAGUCCUGCAGAAGAUGGAAGAGACCAGAAAGAAAGUGAUCAAACAGAAGACAGCCAAACACAAGGAAAAGAAAUAGUACAAACAGGCUCAAAUAUAAAUGGCAAGACCCCAAAGGAUAAUUUUCAUUGUAAGAAUACCAAAAAACCAACUUUUCAAAAGAAGAAUGGUAGCAUGCAAAAGAGUUUACAUACAGCAUUUCCUACUGGAGUCAACAGAGAAAAGUACAAAACUGUGCCUACCCAGAAAUCAAGUAGCAGUAUUAUCUCAUUACGAGAACGGAUUACAUCCUUGCAACAACAAAAUAGUGUACUUCAGAAUGCCAAAAAAAUAGCAGAAUUGUCCGUUAAAGAAUAUAAAGAAGUUAAUGAAAAGCUCCUCCAUCAACAGCAAGUGUCUGAUCAACGAUUUCAGACAAGCAGACAGACCAUAAAGAAGCUAAAUUCAGAUUUGGAUAGUCUACGGAAAGAAAAAGAAGAUUUAUUAAAGAAAUUGGAGUCUUCAUCUGAAAUAACAAGUUUAGCAGAAGAAGUUUCCCGAGUAACAGUUCCACAGGUACAGGUUACAUCACUUGGUCCUUCAAGGAGCAUGGAUUUGGAAUUUAAGCAAUUGCACUGUAAACUAAAGAAUGCAACUAAUGAACUCACUAAACAGUCAUCAAAUGUGAAGUCUCUAAAAUUUGAACUCCUCUCAAAAGAAGAACAUGUAAAGGAAAUGCAUGAGAAGAUAUCUCGAAUGGAGAGGGAUAUAACUAUGAAAAGACAUUUGAUAGAGGACUUGAAAUUUCGACAGAAAGUAAAUUUGGAAAGUAAUGAGAAUUUUAAUGAAAUGUUAGAAAAUCUUGAAAGAAAGAUAAAGACAUUAACUGAAGAAUGUUCCAACAAGAAGGUAUCAAUUGAUUCACUGAAGCAAAGACUUAAUGUUGCUGUAAAAGAGAAGUCACAAUAUGAUCAGAUGUAUCAGAAAACAAAAGAGGAGUUAGAAAAAAAGGAUAUCAGGCUUACUGUCCUGGCAUCAAAAUUAAAUGAGACUGAAUCUGCGAUGGCCGAAAUUGAAACAGCAGCAUCUAAGCAGCUUCAAGCAUUGGCUGUGCAAAGUGAGCAGGCCCUAGAAGGUGUACAGAAGAAAUUGCUGUUAGCCAAUGAGAAAGUGGAAGAGUUCACCAUAUUUGUGAAGGCUUUGGUAAAAGAGUUACAAAGUGAUGUUUAUGUAGUAAGGCGACGAAUCAAAGAACUCAAAAAAAUGAAAAAAAACAGAGAUGCUUGUAAAACCUCAACCCAUAAAGCUCAAACCUUGGCAGCUUCUAUUCUGAACAUUUCACAGUCAGAUCUAGAAGAAAUAAUGGACACAGAAGAUGAAGUGGAAAUUGAAAAGACAAAGACAGAUGCUGAAAAUGAUAAGGAAUGGCUGCUACACAUUCAGAGACUUCUUGAAGGACAGCUGGAUUUUAAAACUGAAGAAAUGUGCCAUUUGAGUACCUCAUCCUUUCUUCAGUGCUUCCUUUUGCCCCAUCUUUACUAGAAGCAGUACUGGAGAAAAUAAAUGAAAAAAAGCAACUAGUUGAAGUAUAUUUCACAAUUAUGAAAGAUAUUAGAUGAUAUUAAAACGGAGAACAUCUCAAAUGUGAAAACUCUUUAUGUGGUGUGAUUGGAAAAAAUAUGCAUUGCAAUCCUGAUACAGUAUUCUGUUCCAGCUAUCAAUAGUUAAGUUCAAUACUAAAAUAAGAAGUCUCUGAAACUAAUUGCUGAAUAAGUAAAACUAAUUAAGUGCAUAGCCAUUUAAGACAAAAUCGUGUAGCAUUUGUUUGUUGAAUACAAAUAUUGCCACAAAUCAAUGCAAACUUAAAAAUAAGUUUCCUUCCAGUGAAUUAGAAGAAACUGGAACAAGCUUGGCACACACAAUUUAGUUUGAGCAUAAAAAAAAAAGUGUGAACUAAGAACAAUGUUUUAAGUGUUGUAAAAAAUGUGGACUUCUUACAUAAAACUGCUAUAAAUGGGCAUACAUGAUCCAGUGAGCAGCACAUUUAUAUUGUAAGCAAAUAUGAAAUGCAUCAUAACUUAAGGAUGAGCAUUUAACGGAAUAAAUCAUGUGAUCCAGUUAUAUCUGUUCUCAUUGACAUAUUGGAUUAUAUAGGUGAUAAUGCAUUUUUCUAAACUAUUUGGCAAAAAAAAACCCAAACAUUUUUUCCCUCUCUUUUAAAUUCACAAUACUGUACUUUUCAUGGUUGUAGGAAUUAGCAAGAGACCACAAACCCAGACUAGAUCUAACAAAACUCCUACCAUUUUGAACUAAAAUUCCAUUUUUAACAGUGAUGUCAUCCUUAUUUAGAGUCCUAAAUAUUCCCACCUCAUUUUACCUCUUUGCUGUGUUCCUUCCAUACCUUUUUGGUUCUUCUGAUUCACCAAACUUAUGCCUGCCUUCCACAUUUGCCCUUUGAAUUCUCUCUUGUGAGAAUACUCCAUGCCCAGCUUUCCUCAUGGCUGCCUCCUUCUCAUCAUUCAGGUUCCCCUUUGCUUUACCCUCAGGACCAUAUUCUCUGACCAUACUACUGUUUAAUUUCCUUAUAGUACAAAAUUGUCUAUCUGUUCACUUAUUUUCCUGUCUAUUUUCUCUUUCUCGCCCUUUCGAAUAUAGGAGUAAUGCGGAGAUUGGCCAAACCUCUCCUGUCACCUGCUUUGUAUGGCCUACAAACUAAGAAUGCUUUUUACAUUAUUAAAUGAUUUUUAAAAAGAAGAUAAUAAUAUUUUUUAGCAUGUGAAUAUUACAUAAAAUCUAAAUUUUGGUGUCCAUCAAUAAAGUUUUAUUAGAACACAGUGAUGCUUACUCAUUUAUGCAUUGUUUAUGGUUGCUUUCACAUUGUAAUAGUAGAGUUUAACUGUGGAGACUACGGAGCUCUUGCACUUUGCACCACUGCCUAGCACAUAACAGAUCACAACAGCAUGGUUACUACUUGACAGCAUUUCAGGUGCCACACAUACUGCCUUGGUAUAAUUUUUUAAAAUAUCAGUGCGAUUCAUAGCAAAAUAAUAGAAGACAGAAAUGACCAUCAAAUGUCACACAUUUAAGGCAUAAUGAAGUAUGGAUUAUUUUGUUAUUGAAUUAUAUGGCAAUGCAUUGUGUUUAUUAUGUAAUGACACUAUACCUAUGCUAAAAGAAUGCAACAUAUAGCAACAUCAUCAGAGUAAGUACUCCCCACAGUAUUUCCAACUCACAGGAAAGCAAUAGUAAGAAAAAAAUCACAAAAUUUAAAAUGUAAUAUCUCAUCACAGCAGAAAUUUGUUACAAAGAUAAAAAUGAGACUGCAGACUAUUACCUUGAUACCAGAACCAAAGACAGUACAAAAAAAGAAAGUGUGGCAGGCUGGUUCAACAUUAAAAAAAUCGAUCAGUGUAAGCCAGCAUAUUAACAGGGUAUAGAAAAAAAUCACAUGAUUCUAAAACUUGAUGUAGAAAAGAAAUCUGACAAAAUUCAACAUUCAUUUCUAUUUAAAAAACCAAGAAGACUAAGAAUAGGGAGGAACUUCCUCAAUUCAAUAAGAAUAUCUUUUAAAAGCCUACAGCUAAUGCUGUACUUAAUGAUGGAGACAGAACACUACCCCCUAAGAUCAGAAACUAAGCAAGAAUGUCAACUCUUACCACUCUUAAGACAAGAAAAGGAAAUAAAAGGCAUACAGAUAGGAGAAAGUAGGUUAUCUCUUAAGAAAAAAAAUCAAAAUUAAUGAGUUCAACAAGAUCUCAAGAUACAAAAUCACAUACAUUGUUUUUCUGAACAUUAGGAAACUAGCAAUAAAUAUGUGCAAUCCAAAAUUAAAAC